GGGCGCCUGCUACGUUCUUCCGUGGCGCAAGAUGGCGCUGCCCUUUGCGCGUGUGGUGUUCCUGUGCCGCUGGGGAGCCAAACGAUGGGGGAUUGCCACCGCGGAAGCCCGAAGGGGCAUCACUUUCAAACUGGAAGAAAAAACCGCCCACAACAGCCUGGCACUCUUCAGAGAUGACACAGGUGUCAAAUACGGCCUGGUGGGACUGGAGCCCACCAAGCUGGCCGUGAACGCAGAGCGCUUCCUUGAGUGGGCAGUGGUGCUGGCAGACACAGCGGUCACCAGCGGCAGGCACUACUGGGAAGUGACAGUGCAGCGCUCCCAGCAGUUCCGGAUAGGAGUGGCAGAUGUGGACGUGUCCCGGGAUAGCUGCAUCGGUGCUGACGAUCGUUCCUGGGUGUUCACCUAUGCCCAGCGCAAGUGGCACACCAUGUCGGCCAACGAAAAAGCCCCUAUUGAGGGCAUCGGGCAGCCAGAGAAGGUGGGGCCUCUGCUGGAGUAUGAGGCCCACAGGCUGAGCCUGGUGGAUGUGAGCAGGCUUGCUUUGGUCCACACGUUACAGACAGACUUCCGGGGUCCAGUAGUGCCUGCCUUUGCCCUUUGGGAUGGAGAGCUGCUGACCCAUUUAGGGCUUGAGGUGCCAGAGGGCCUCUAGUAUGUCCAUCAUUGGAGUCCCUAGUCAUGCUCUUGGCCCGCUUCCUGCUACAAGUGUCUGAAACCUUUUAACUUUCUCCCAACUUCUAGCUCCCACAAUCCAAUUUUUCAUUGGGUCUUCUGUGCCGUAUCUUAAGUCAUCUUCCUCCUCCCUACUCUGUGAGGGCUAGGCAUACAGCCACUCUCUUCCCUCCCCCAGAUUACCACUAAUAUCCUGGGCUACUGAGUGUACUUUGCCUGACUUGCUUCCUUCAGUCCCUCUGCCUCCCUAUGCCCAGAUCUACCUGCUAUACUGUUCUGGGUGUUAUCCUUCAGCUUUGUCUGAAUUUAUUCAUCAGUGAUAUUGCUCCUUCCCUUUGCCCAGUUAAGUCGGAUGUUCUUGGGGCUCUACCAAAUCUCUCCAGUUAAUCAUUGCUACCUCUGGCUAGAGAAGUGGUGCAGUCAAUGACUUGGCCCUUUCUGUACAGCAGUCUGGGGUCUGGCUCCCUCAGGAAGUGCUGUACUGUGUCAGAGUGAGAACAGAGCCCUUCUUUCCUAGUACCUCAAUGCCAGAUUCUCAGCCCCAUGCAGCUGGAGCCCUCCCCACCCCAAGUCCAUCUGCCUUAAUCUGCACACCUCUGACCCCUCAAUUGUCAGAAUAAUUGGGCCAGUUACAACCUCGACCAAAGGGGAAGAGACUCUAGGAAGAUACUGAAUGGGUUGGUGCUAGAAACAUUACUCCUGAGAAGUUCCAUCUUCAUUUGUGCUAUAGUUGGAACUACCAGAGGGAACAGGGAAGCCUAGGGUCUUGGACAAUGCACUUUUUAGCCUGCUCAGACCCAAACCCUUGCCCUGCUCUUAGCAGCAGAAUACAAUUAACCUAAGCAGUAUUUGGGU
Molecule: messenger RNA, 1530 nt
Organism: Manis pentadactyla (Chinese pangolin)
Lineage: Eukaryota; Metazoa; Chordata; Mammalia; Pholidota; Manidae
Gene: SPRYD4
Product: SPRY domain containing 4
Exons: 2
Coding region: 32-655 (207 amino acids)
Molecular function (GO): protein binding
Source: RefSeq, a predicted model, not a curated record